UUUCUUUUAUAAUUUCUUUACUUUUUCUUAAUUUUCUCUUUCCGGGUUUUUCUCAAUCCGUAUUUUGAAAUGGAUAAAUUUAGGUUGAUACAUUGGAAUGCACAUUCUUUGUUACAGCGUUUUCAAGAACUGGAAAGGCAGAGUACAUUAUUCGAUUGCGCAGCAAUUUCGGAAACAUGGCUUAAACCACAAUUCAAUUUCAUGUUGAGAGGGUUCGAUACGGUGAGACGGGAUAGGGUUAUAGGUAGAGGCGGAGGGGUGGCUAUUUUGGUUAGUCAUGCCCUUAAAUACAGAGAGAUUUCUGUACUGGAGGACUGUGCAGGUGAUUUCAACUCUCACAGCCCGGUGUGGGGGUCUUCGUUCCUUUGUCAAUCGGGUAGGCUACUGUCGUCGGCAAUCGAGGAUACUGAACUCGUUCUAGUAAGUGACGGUGCUCCGUCCUUCAUGGGCAACGCUUCGUGCGGCCCUUCAACCAUCGAUUUGGCGUUCUGUCACGCUUCUAUCGCUCCUAGACUGAGAUGUCAGACUUUGAAUGAUGCCUGGGGAUCGGAUCAUUAUCCGGUUUUGAUUACGUCGUCAAUGAACAGGGGCCCCUCCUCUUUUCCACGUAAGCGAACCAAAUUAUACAAUAAGCACACAGAUUGGAAUCGUUUUAGCUCUAUUAUGGACAAAGAUCUUAGAAUCUUAAUGUUGUCGGAUCAGCUCAGCCCCACGGUCUUGUAUUCUUCGUUCUUAGCAAUUGUGGAAAAAGCAGUGAGGGAGGCUACCCCGGGGAAUCCUCGGAACCCCCCUCCCUCUCCUCCUCAUCCUCCGUGUAUUUGGUGGAAUGAGGAAUGCGAUGCAUUGAUAGCGGAAAGAAAGUUAAAACUACAGAUUUUUACGGACACGGGUAGAGCUGUGGAUUAUGAGGCCUACAGAUAUCAGUGUGGGGAAACAAAGAAAGGUUUAAGGAGGAUUAAACUUGAGGCUUUUAAGGAUUUCGCAGAAUCCCUUAAAAGAGAUACGAAUCCCAAAAUAGUUUGGGACACCAUGAGGAGAUUUGAUUCGAGAUGGAAUAGGACUGAGACAGGUAGAGCAGUUCCUGCUGAGAAAAUUGACAGUGUCCGUAACCUAAUUGACGAACUUUUCCCCCCGUGGGCUCCCACUCCUCGACCAGACGAAUCCUUGAGUUCACCGGGAACGGAUCCUUUCCUGGACUUACCCCUUCUGCCUGAGGAACUUGAUUGGGCUUUGGAAUCGGUAAAUUUAGGUUCUAGCCCUGGACUGGAUGGAAUCGAUUAUAGAAUUAUUAAGAAAUUUUCCCCGUUAGAAGGGUUUCAUGUGGCUUUCAGGAGUUGGAUGAAAAAAGGUUCGCUUAUCGGGGUCUACCGCAGGUAUGCAGAUGAUAUUUGUCUUUACUCAACCUCCCCGUCGCUGGCUACUGGAAUAAGGAAUUUAGAGCAGGCCAUUAAACGUAUUGAGGAGAAGUUAAGGGAAAUUGGGUUGGGACCUGUCUACGAAGGUGGACAAAAUUCAGAUGAGAGCAAUCAGAUUAGUUAUGGGUUACAGAUAGUUUGGUCCAACGCAUCGCAUCCCCUGAAGGAAAAACUAACACACUUAAGCAACAGCAGACCUAUUGUGCAUGGUAGACGCAUGAGCGACCCUUUUUUAGAGGCUCUCUCCUCUUUUCAGGAGUAUAUGGAAUAUAUCCCUCAGAGGGAACACCCGAUUUGCUACCCUGAGAAUUUUGAAGCUCUGUUCGCCCAUUUACAAGUGGACAAGGUCUCCGGUGAUUUAAUUAAAAAAGAUUCUGCUCCCGCGGCUAAAUUUAAUGAGAUUUUUGCCCAGGUCUUGCUCUCGAAUCAAGCUAUUUUCACAGAUGGAUCUACUAAUAUGAGGGAGAAGAACUGGAAUGUCAAUCUUGUUUGGAUCCCCUCGCACGUGGGCAUUAAAGGGAAUGAACUAGCAGAUAGGAUCGCCAAGGCAGCUUGCAAUGGCCCACGUGGAGAUUUCAAAGAAAUUCCUCAUAGAGAGUUAAAGCGUUUAUGGAAAAAUGAAACUAUCAAAGAUUCAAUAGAAUGGUGUUUUGAGGAAAGGAUCUUCAGAGGGUCUAGGUUCUUUUCAUUCUUCUAUGAUCACAGUAACGUUGACUUUAAAAGUGCAUGGUUUGAUGAAUUUAUCAUUAAGAGAAGGGCAUUUACUUCUAUUAAUCGUUUGAGAUGUGGACACUCGUCCCUUCAUGAUAGUUUGUUUAGAUUCCUCAUGGUGGAUUCCCCGGACUGCCCAUAUUGCGGAGAGUUGGAGACUCCAGAACACGUUUUCUGGACUUGCUUCAAAUAUAACGAUCAACGUGAAACCAUGAUAAAGGCUUUGUCUAGAAUGUUCGGUUAUGGCCCCUUCUCGUUGGAGUUUUUACUUCAGCUCCCUGUACCGGAAGUGGCAUUCACUCUGGAAAAGUUUAUAUGUUCAUUGCCGAUCUUUAUAUGA
Temnothorax curvispinosus is the source of this 2466-nucleotide messenger RNA. RefSeq lists its product as uncharacterized. The transcript is spliced from 7 exons. Gene Ontology annotation, molecular function: catalytic activity; nucleic acid binding. Lineage: Eukaryota; Metazoa; Arthropoda; Insecta; Hymenoptera; Formicidae. The record is from RefSeq and is a predicted model, not a curated record. The coding region runs from base 70 to 2466 and encodes 798 amino acids.